Molecule: messenger RNA, 739 nt
Organism: Lolium rigidum
Lineage: Eukaryota; Viridiplantae; Streptophyta; Magnoliopsida; Poales; Poaceae
Exons: 1
Coding region: 53-739 (228 amino acids)
Source: RefSeq, a predicted model, not a curated record
CACUCCAAAAACUGAGCAACCUGAGACCAAAGUCCAAGUCAAGCCGUACGCCAUGGCAUUUCCCAUCGCCAACAUCUCAGCCGUCGUCACGGGCGCGGUGCAAUCCGCCAUGGCAUUUCCCAUCGCCAACAUCUCAGCCGCUGUCACGGGCGCGGUGCAAGCCGCCAUGGCCUUCGCCGUGGAGAUGCUCCCCACGGACGUGACGAGGGACGCCGCGCGUGAAACCGUGAGGGCGUCGGUGGCGUGGUUCUUGAGCCACCUGUGGGCGUGGCUCGUCGCAGCGAGAGCCGGGGCCGUCGACAAUUUCCCGGUCGCCGCGAAGGCAGCCAGGAGAGCGGCGGGUUCCGCCGUUGAGGCCUCGGAGCCAUGGGUGGAGAUGGCGUCAAAGCUCCUGCUUCACCUCUACGGGCGGCUGGUCACGGCAUCGGGCGGGAACGGCGCCGACGCGACGGCCACGGGAGGAAGAGCGGAGCAGCACGUGGUGCUGCUCGCUCUCAUCCUCGUCGUUUUCGUCUGCGGCGCCGUCUGUGCUCUCAGCUGCCGCACCAUGAAGGGCCCCGGUCUCGGCGGCGCGCGCGUCCCCCGCGCGAUGUUCGAGGCCAGCCCGAGGCGCUACUAUUCUACUGUUCGUGCAGGGCGUAGGGCGCGGCUCGACGCGUCCGGCACCGGAUGGACGUUGCUCGUGGCGGCGGCCGUUGCUUAUGGGGCCUACUACCUAGCAGGCAAGACGCUCUACUGA